AUGUUUGUGAUUCAAUGCCAGUGUUACUAUGGCGUGAUGUCCAAAAUAAUGAGACCCAUAUUUGUUUUCCGCGGCCUAUGCUCGCCCUUUCUUUCUAUGUCUAUUCUUACCCAGGCUUUGUUCAUUGUUUAUGGUUCCUAUUACUAUUUUUUAUUGUGGUUCUUUCUCGUCUUCUGCGAUGAAGGCGAAGACUAUGUCUUCCAAGAGUUUGUCCAUAAUGGCUUCAUUACUGCUUUUUUUCUUUUCUUCCCUCCUUUUAUUCACAAGGAAUCCGGCGUCUUACAAUUCGGGUUAGCAAGGUUGUCUACUGGGAAAUGUCGAUUACACGGGGCCAGUGAAAUGAGAGAUGGAUGGGGCCAAAAACUGGAAAUAAGAUGGGGAUACACGGGAGUUAUCAUUACUGUUUAUUGUCCUCGCCUUGAAGCCUUCACUCUCGGUGCGGAGUGUACAUUGUGGGACACAGAAGAACGAAAGGACCAACCAACAAGAAAGCCGCUCCCCAAAAAGGUGAGAAAAAGGAGUUUCAGUGUUUGCUAUUGCUCAUGCGGUUUUAUUGUUUAUAAAAACUUUCCCUUUCGAUGUGUGACUACCAAGACGUGA
Molecule: messenger RNA, 600 nt
Organism: Monascus purpureus
Lineage: Eukaryota; Fungi; Ascomycota; Eurotiomycetes; Eurotiales; Aspergillaceae
Source: the annotation of a GenBank genome assembly